Botrytis fragariae is the source of this 1689-nucleotide messenger RNA. RefSeq lists its product as uncharacterized. The coding region runs from base 1 to 1689 and encodes 562 amino acids. Lineage: Eukaryota; Fungi; Ascomycota; Leotiomycetes; Helotiales; Sclerotiniaceae. The transcript is spliced from 2 exons. The record is from RefSeq and is a predicted model, not a curated record.
AUGAACAACGCACCAGCUAACUUAUUACGCAAGAGGAAGAAUUCCGAAGUCAGUGAAGACACAUCAACUCAAAAUAAAGCAAUCAAGCUUGAGAAUUCCGAUGAUGUCGAAGAGCGCGUCGAUGAUAAUCAUGCCGAAGCUACCGUGACGCCUUCAGUCAAGUCUGAACGAUCAACAGCUGAAGUAGAGGAGUUCGAUAUGCAAUCGCAUAUUUCUGAACUCUACAGGUUUAUUAUCAGUGAGCGUGCACUUGGCCGUGCCCCUGUGAAUAUUCAGAAACUUAUCAACAUAGAUUCUGCGUCCAGAAAUUUCUAUGCGUCAUCCAUACGUGAUUGGAUCGACCAGGAGCACAAUGAUUUUUUGGAGCGAUAUAGGCUCAAACCCGAUAGCAGAACGAAUUUCAAAGGUACCCGGAAAUACCUUGCGGACAUCGGUAGACUUUCACGUAUGUCUCGUGGACUGUCGCUCGCGUUCGAGCUUGCACUCUAUCUCUGUGAGCACUCCUACUUGGCACCAGACAAUGGCAAGAUUCCACGUACAAGCCGAGUCUCCUGCGGCGCUUGCGACUCCCUAGUACAUAAACUCUGCCUGAGAAUGAAAAAGGAGUAUCCCAAUUUCGAACCGAAAGUACACCUUUCUCGUAUAAACGAUCAACGGAAGCAUUUCGAGGUAGAUGAUGACGGCCUCAUACCACACUUGUUGCGAACUGGAGAUCUACUAGUAAGCUGGGUAGAAGGACCAUCUGCUGCUCAAGCUAUUUAUGAUAGCACGAAGGAACUGAUAUUGACCGACUACAACCAUAUAGUAGAAAAAUUGCAAUCUGCUGUGGCCAGAAACCAUAGUAGCUCUGCGCGCAACUCAAAUGUCCCUGGUCACUUGGUUCCCAGCGUGGAAAAGAGCCUUCCACAGGUCAAACGACUUUUAUCCAUGGCUGGAGGCAAAGGAUUGGCUUUUGACCUGCUUCUGUUUGCUGGUCGGCACUCGUAUGUCGAAUGCAAAAAGGACCCUCUUGGCCGUAAAGUGACUGAAAGUUUCGACCAGGCUGCCGACAAUCUACUUGUCCAAAUUUCAAAUGCUAUCAAAGAGGAAGAUCCAACUUUCAGGCCUGUUGAUGCCAUGGAAAUGCUUAUCGAAGAGAUCGAAACUACUGGCCAUAUCGGAUAUUUCCCACAAUCUUAUAAACUAUUCUCAUCUUGGAUGCCAGAAGUAGGAAAUUCUCAUGCACGAAAGGACUACGAUGACCUCCACGCAAAAAUCAAAAACGCGCACGCUGCUGUUGAGCGCAGACUCGAAAUUUUCGUCAAAGAUGGAUCUCGCCCAACCGUGGAUCUCCUUGGCAGAAAGAUGCUUGGAUUUAUCGAUGAUAUCAACAAACUCAGCAUGAAGUUGGGAGGGCUACUUCCUGCCAUAGAAAUCGCGCUGUUCUUGGGGGAAUGUUCAUAUACAAAGAUUGAAGGGUUGGGCCCACUCUAUGGCUGGGAUAGUAAAAGCUCAUUCCGUUGCAAGCGGGACUUCGAUACUCUUGGAGAUAAUUGCUUGAAGGAACUACUUCAAAGAGUAAGAGAUGCCAAUUUGACUUUGGACAAGGAUUACUACGGGCGUUUGAAGGAGUCUGUUGAUUACCUUAGACCAUACGGAAUCACUACCUACUUCCCGUUGUCUUUUGAAUUACUCCGCCAAUUAUCUUGA